AUGGUUGACGCUGCUUUUCUUCAAGCUGAUAUCAAUCGAGACAACAGAUUAGAUUUAAAUGAAUUUCGUAGUUUUGCUCAACAAAACAAUUAUAAUGGUGGUAAUGGUUUUACAUCACAUUCAUCAUCACACGAAUCAUCAUCAAUAGGAGGACCAUCUGGUGGAGCUCAUUACGAAGCUUCUUAUAGAAGUGACGCUGAUUCUGGUUUAGCAGGUGGUGUUAACGGUAGUUAUAACAGCGCAUCAUCAUCAUACUCAACUAAUAAUACUGGAUAUGGUGCUGCUGGUUUAGUUAGUGGUGGUGAUGCGGGAUAUGGUGUAUCAUCAACAGAAUCUGUAAAUUCAACUGCUGUUCAAUCGUAUGCAACAGAUUCACGAGGAUUAUUUCAAGAUAGUAAUCCACAAAUUAUUCGUCGUCCAGCUCCUAAUGGCCCAUUAACUUAUACACAAAAUAUUCGAGUACGAUUUCUUCAACCACCACCAAUUCCACCACCAGGCCCACUCAUUAUAAAAGAAGUGCGUCCACCUCAACCACCUCCACCACCAGCUCUUCGUAUUCGUCAACAAGCUCCUCCAUGUCCUCAACCACCUCCACUUGUCUUACGUGAACGACCACCAGUACCACCACAAAGUGUUGCUUCACAAACAGUGAUUCGUCGACUUGCUGCAUUACCUGUUCCACCACGAUCAACAAUUAUCGAACGCUUACCUGCUGCUCCAGCACGUCCUCGUGACAUCAUCAUUGAACGUUGGGUACCUUAUGGUGCAGCUGCAAAACGUCGUACUAUUGUUCAACGUGCUGCAGCAGCUCAACAAUAUGCACAACCACGCAAUGUUAUUAUUCAAUAUGAUAAUGUACAAGCUCGUAUUGUUCGUCAAUUUCAAAAAUUAGGUGUACAACCUGAAAAUCCUGCAGCAUAUGUUCAACGAUAUGGUGCUCAACUUCUUGAUUCAGUAACACUUGUUCAACAAGCACGAGCAGCUGGUGUUACUGAAGAUAUUUCACCACCUGUUGUUGCUGGUUCAUUUGCUGCUACUGAAGGUCAAUUUUCAUCAACUGGUGGUGCUACUGGUGCUGGUGGUCUUACUGGACAAGGUUAUGGUGGUAUUGCUGGUGAAAUGAAUUUUGAAGCUACGGCUGGUGGUGUUGGAUCACGUGCAAAUAUUGCUCAUUCAGCGUAUGAAGCUCAUGGUGGUGGUGUAGUUGGAAUUGAUUCACCUGCAGCUUUUAGCAGUCAUGUUGGUGGUGCCGGUGAAGGACCAACUGGUUUUGGAGCUGCUCCUGUACUUUCAUCAGCUUUUAGUGGUUUUGGAGAAUCUGUAUCAACCUAUGGUGCUGGUUCAAAUGUCGGACCAGGUUCAGGUUUUGCCCCAUCAACUCUUUUCAAUGCUGCUGAUGCUAAUCAUGAUGGUGUUCUCUCACAGAGAGAAUUCAAUGCUGCUGGUUAUUAA
Messenger RNA from Adineta steineri, 1452 nucleotides. NCBI's taxonomy places the organism in Eukaryota, Metazoa, Rotifera, Eurotatoria, Adinetida, Adinetidae. The record is from the annotation of a GenBank genome assembly.